GUGUUCCUGUGUUAUCAGACUGGAGAAAAUGGUUCUGCAGUCUGUCAGAGAUCAGCUGUGCUGCUCUGGCCUCAGCUCUGAAGUCCAACCAAGUCUACUUUCUGCAGAAGAAAUACUUUGUCCUGGAGGGGAAAUGUUCCAAAGAAAGGCGGCAUUUUCCUGUGAAAACAGGACUAUAUUCCAACUGAGAGCAGCGAGCGCAUUACUGCAGACAACAGAGAAACUGAGUCAGCACUGAUUUACUACGGUGCAGGAACCCUCCCCCCCCUCCUCCUCCUCCUCCUCCUCACCUCAUGUUGACCUGUCCAUCUCAACAAGUGUCUGCAGACAGCCCAUAAUCCUGCGUUUGGUUGUUCCUGGGUGGGACUAUGUUCUCCCUGUAACCAAAGCACUAAGCUUCUCUUCGAAACACUUUCAGAGUCUGUCUGAUGACACAGUCAGAUAAAGGCCAGGAAGAAGAUGGAGCCAUAUGAUCUACUGUUGCACUUCUUUGUAUUCUCACUCCGGUUCAUUAAUGUCCAAUCAGAUGUCUCCUUUGAUUAAAACCCUUCUGAAAGGAGCUCUGCCUGGCGUCGUUGAGAUGGUGCUGAAGGUGUGUGUGUAGUCUUCCUGGGAUCAGGUGUUGGACAUGUGUUGGGAUGUCUGUAAAUGAAAUGCAGGAACAGCUGUGCAGAGAGGGGGCUCUCUUUGCUGUCUGGUGACGGGGGUCUGUGUGCAGGUGAAGAACUGACCCUGGGUCAGCAGGGGCCCUGCAGGGGACAUGCUCUAGAUGUCCUGCUGAUGUGGGGACACCUCGUACAGGAAAGACUUUCAUGGUGUCUCUGUUCUCAUUUAUAAGGUACCUCACUGCAGGCUGCUCUCUUUAGGAGGGACGCAUGUUCUCUUUACAGAUCUGUUAAUCUAAAGACAGAAUGAAUACUAAACACACAGACAGGAUAGAAGACUCUUUACAGAUCUGUUAAUCUAAUUACAGAAUGAAUACUAAACACACAGACAGGAUAGAAGACUCUUUACAGAUCUGUUAAUCUAAAUACAGAAUGAAUACUAAACACACAGACAGGAUAGAAGACUCUUUACAGAUCUGUUAAUCUAAAGACAGAAUGAAUACUAAACACACAGACAGGAUAGAAGACUCUUUACAGAUCUGUUAAUCUAAAGACAGAAUGAAUACUAAACACACAGACAGGAUAGAAGACUCUUUACAGAUCUGUAGGUUAAUAUAUGCUGUCCACUCAUGGGAUGGAAGACACAAUACAGAUCUGUAAGGCAGUGACAGACAUGCGUUGUGCUGGUGUGUUUGUUGCCUCACUCUCAGCACUCUGCACUCGGGGAAGGUUUCCGCAGAUGUGUGACCUGAGUGUUCUCUGACUCUCUCCCUCCACGUUCCCGGUGCUCAGAGUCCUGCAGGCGUUUUAAUGAAGACUUAAAAACUGAAAGAUGCAGUGUGUGUCAGAGCUCCAGUACAGCCAGAUCCUUAAGCUAUUGUAACUCAGGUUAGUGAUGGCACACACUGCUCUGUAUUAGCUCUAACUUAUUUGAUAUGAAUCCAGUUUGGAUAAGAUGCGGUGGGUAAAAGGAGGGAGUGACAUUCCUCGAACACCACCUUUCUAGAAGUGGGAAGCCAUCAACAACAGACCCUCAUGAUGGUGUUUCUCAGUGAGCGGUAGCAGAGGACGCCUGGCUCUUCUGGCUGAUUCACAGUGAGGAAAUAAAAUAAUAUCUACACCUCCUUUCCUCCACCUCUCUCUCUUUUACCUCCUUCUUAUCCUCUUCAUCUUACUUCUCUUUUUCUCCUCCACUCCUUCCUCUUCUACCUCCUCGAACUCCUAUCUCAUCCUCAUUCCCUUCUGUCUUUCCGUCCUCCUCCGCUGUUUUACACCUGCUCCACAUUGAGAUGCAUCACAGGGAGGCUCAGUGAGCUGCUUCCUCCUCCUCCUCCUCCUCCUCCUCUACUUCCUCUUCUGCCUUCUCCUCUACUUCCUCCAACUCCUAUAUCUCUUCCCUCCUCCCCUUCCUUUUUCUUUUCGACUGCAUUUAUACCCCUCUUCCUCUUCCUCCUCCCCCCCCCUCCUCCCCCCCCUCCUCUUCCUCCUCCUGUUUUAAACCUGCUCCACAUUGAGAGCACCAGAGGGAGGCUCAGUGAGCUCCUUCCUCUUUCUCCUCUUCCAACCACCUUUUCCUCCACCUCCCUCUCUUUUUCUGCUCCCCCUCUUCCUUCUACCUCCUUUCCCUUUCUUUUUUCCUGUCCUUCUCCUCCUUGUCCUCCUCUACUAUUUCCUCUUCUUCCUCAUCCUUCUCUUCCAACUCCCACAUCUCAUCCUCCACCCCUUCCUUUUUACCCCUCAUCUUCCUCCUCCCCCUCUGUUUUAAACCCGCUCCACAUUCAGAGAGCAUCAGAGAGCAGAGGGAGGUUUCGGGAGAUGCUUCCUCCUCCUCCUCCUCCUCCUCCUCUUGCUGUCUGCUUGUUUGAACAUGUGUCCCUCUCUCCUCGGUGGUCCUGAGAUCGUCCCUGGAGUCGGUUCAUGUUUUCCUGUGUGAGGAUGUGGAGUACCGAUGAGACAGAGAUCCUCUCCGGUCCGAUCACGGUAAGAUGCUCCUGCAGGUUCACAGCUGUGCUAAUGCAGACCCCCUCACCUCAGCUUCCUUUCAACUCACGGGAAAUAUUACCUUCAAUGCAGUGCUGGGAAGUAACUAGUACAUUUACUCAAUGCUGUACUUCAGAACCCUUUGGAGGUACUUGUACUUAACUUAAGUAUUUCUAUUUGUUGCUACUGUGUACUUCUACUCCUCUACAGUUAGGAGGUCAAUGGUCAAGAAUGAAAAUCGGAAAACUUUCAAAAUAAAGGUACUGCAUCUUUGAUAACCAGAAUGUGUUCAUAUAUAUUAUAAUGUUCUGCCCAUAGACUGUAUAUAGAUACAGUCUAUGGUUCUGCUUCAUACGAAAGCAUGCCCCCACAUGAGUUUAAGGGAGGGGUGUAGUGCUGAUAAUGCGUUGUGGUCUGUUGGGACACUUUUGAAUCCGCAUGAAAACAUCUUAGAAAAUAACGCAAUGCCUGAACAAGAAGUGAUGUCUGCCGACACUUCAUCACCUUUAUUUAAACAUGAAAAGCAGUCACUAAACAUCUGUGCUUCUCCCUGGGCGCUUCCUUCCUCGGAUAGCUUCAGACCCAGCUGUUCCAUCCCUGAUAUCCUUCAGGUAAAAUGUGGAGUUAAAAAGCAGUACGCUGUAAAGCGUAUACGGUAAAGCUUUAUGGUUCUCUGGACUUUUUGAACUUGCUUGAUUGAAGUUUGAAAAUAGUUGUAUUCCUCACUUGUCGAGCAGCCCCCCUCCUCCACCAUGAGCCUCUCCUUCAGCUCGGUGUCGGCGGAGGAAGUGUGCAGCACCCGCUCCUCCUCGGUGUCUCUGGACUCCAGUGUCUUCUUCAGUGGGACGCCGUCUUCCUCCACCGCAGACUUACUGGAGUUCUUCAUCGUCAACGUCGGAGGAAGUCGCUACGUGCUGUCGCGGGAGCUGCUGGCGUCGCACCCGGAGACCCGGUUGGGGAAGCUGGCCCGAUGCAGCAGAGAGUCGGUGCUGGAGCUCUGCGACGACGCCGACUUCCUGGAAAAUGAGUUCUUCUUUGAUAGAAACUCACAGACCUUCCAGUAUGUGAUGAACUUCUACCGGACGGGACACCUGCAUGUGAGGGAGGAGCUGUGUGAGAUCUCCUUCCUGCAGGAGAUCGAGUACUGGGGCAUCGACGAGCUUUGCAUCGACCUGUGCUGCCGCGAGCGCUACCACCGCCGCAAGGAGCAGAAGGAAACCCUCAACGUUCAGCCGGAGUUUGAGCCUGAGGACGACGAUGAGGACUUUGUGGGUGCAGCUUGCCCGGCUUUCCGCCGCCGCCUGUGGGACCUGCUGGAGAAACCCAAGUCUUCCCGCGCUGCUCGCACCUUUGGUCUGCUCUCCUUCUCCCUCGUGGUUCUGUCGGUCAUCAACAUGGUGCUCAUCUCGGUAGACUUCGAGGAGGGCUCCGGAGAGGGCUUCGGUGCGAGCGACGUUGGUUUCUGUGCACCACUGCUCUCCGUUGUCCUGGAGUACGCGUGCAUGGUUUGGUUCACGGUGGAACUGGCUCUUCGCUUUCUCUGCGUGAGGGAUAAGUGUCGCUUCAGUCGAAGUUUUCCCAACGUGAUCGACCUGCUGGCCGUCCUGCCGUUCUACGUGACGCUGGCGGUGGAGAGCCUUCACGGAGAGUCUAUGGAGCUGGUGAGCGUGGGCCGUGUGGUGCAGGUCCUCCGACUCCUCAGGUCGCUCCGUAUGCUGAAGCUGGGUCGACACUCCACAGGCCUGAAGUCUCUGGGUUUGACCAUCGCUCAGUGCUACGAGGAGGUCGGCCUCCUGCUCCUCUUCUUUGCUGUGGGCAUCUCCAUCUUUUCCGCGGUGAUCUUCACUCUGGAGCAAGACGUUCCCGCCACCACCUUCACCAGCAUGCCGGCCGCUUGGUGGUGGGCGACCACCUCCAUGACCACGGUGGGCUACGGAGACGUCCGCCCCGACACGGCUGUGGGGAAGCUGCUGGCCUUCGUCUGCAUCCUGUCUGGGAUACUGAUGCUGGCGCUCCCCAUCGCCAUCAUCAACGAGCGCUUCGCAGCACAUUACUUUACCUUGCAGGUGAAGGAGGCAGCUGUGCAGCACGGCCAGAUGCUGAAGAGGCUGGCCCGUGGAUCGGUGGGGGGGUUGGGCGUGAACCUGAGGGAUGCCUACGCCCGGAGCGUCCUGGAGAUGUUGAGGCUGCAUGGGCAGGAGAGGGAGAGCACCCGGAGCAGCGUCGAAGACGACCUGUGGUGGUAGAACCAGCAGACUCAGACCCGGGGGUUCAGUGCGAGGUACAACCCCCCAGGAAGUGCGUCAGACGUUGAAUAAAUGUUCUCUAGUGGCCAAACGGCGGUACUACAACUUCAGUUUGACUAAGAUUGGGAAAGAGACGUCUAUAAUCAGCGUAUGAUGGUUGCUGCGAGACCGUCCGGCCAUUAUUGUCUUCAAGCACCACGAACGAGGCCUCCGGCGCUGUAUCCAGUUCUCUUCAUACAUCCAUGUGUAAAACCCCACAGGAGGCACCGGGGAGGCAACACGUUGAGACCCACAGAGGACAAAGCGGAACUAAAUCUUUCCUGUGUGGUCAUUGCCCCCUAAAAUCUUCAUUUCAACUAACAUUUUCCGGUCAAAGAGUCAAACCACAAAAGUAGAUUCUGGAAAUGUCCUCAUGAGGACUCUCCAGCAAGUGCACAUUGUGGAGAGCAAGGACUAACAUUUGCACGGUGCAAAUUAAGGUGGUCCCACGAGGGAAACACAUUUGAGUGGAGCUGUGUCAUGUCAGUGUUGAGAUUCUCCUCCUGACGUUAGGACAGGACGUGUAUUAGUAUAUGUGUACAAACCAAAGUCUCUCUGUGGUAUAAAGUGUGUUGUAUUUAUUCUAAGUGUUGGUAGAGAUAGUGAAGCCCUGACCGAGCCGGACUCCAUCCAUCAGUCUGCUCAGGCUGUAGUGAUUUCAGCAUCUUUUUGACUGAUAGUUUGCGGUACUCAAGCCGAGUCGUUCAGCCCAAGUGUCAUCACUCCCUCGAGACGACGAUCCUCUUUCCUCCUGACCCUCGGAUGUUUGUUUCCUUCAGUGUUCACGGCAUCUCGCCUGCAUUUAAUCCACCGCACAAUGAGCUGCACACACACUUGGACCUCAGGUUUUUUAAUGUCAGGUCUGAACAACUAACCGAUCCUCCUGGGGAAUAUUUUAGCUGUGUAGUGCAUGUGUGAUGGGGGGGGGGGGG
Molecule: messenger RNA, 5802 nt
Organism: Eleginops maclovinus (Patagonian blennie)
Lineage: Eukaryota; Metazoa; Chordata; Actinopteri; Perciformes; Eleginopidae
Gene: kcnv1
Product: potassium voltage-gated channel modifier subfamily V member 1
Exons: 5
Coding region: 3338-4831 (497 amino acids)
Biological process (GO): protein homooligomerization; potassium ion transmembrane transport
Cellular component (GO): voltage-gated potassium channel complex; membrane
Molecular function (GO): voltage-gated potassium channel activity; protein binding
Source: RefSeq, a predicted model, not a curated record